AGGCUCAUUGUUUUUGGGUAAAGGGUAUGUUAUCUAACCAAAUAUCAAUAGAGGAUAGACUAUACAAAAUUACUGUUGGAAAAUAUGAUAGAAAUUUUACUAUGAUUAACGAUGAAUUUACACAAAUAAUAGAUUGUAAGCUCCGCCAAGAAUAAAAAAAAUAUGUUAACAUUGGGUUCAUGUAAGCUCCGUCAGUAAAGAAAAUCAAGUAGAAAUGAUUUACAAACCUAAAGGUUAUAAUGUAGAUUCAACUGCGGUCCGUAGUGAUAAUAUAGCUGUCAUUAUAUUAGCAAGCAAAGUUUCGUUUAGUAAUGGCGUUGUACCGGCUUGUAUUGAUUGGAACAAUAAAUAUACUGUACAGGAAGGAGCUCAAGGAAAGGCUUUUUUUUGGGAACAGGAAGGAUAUUGCAACAUCACGAAAAAUGCCACACAAAGUCUUAUUUUAUUAGAAAAAUCGUUGCCAUACAUAAAUAUUAAUGAUUGUCGAGAAUUUUAUUUUAAAGCAGAACAAAUGACUUAUGAUAAAUUUUGCGCUGGUUCUAAAUUAGGACCAAGGAUUUGUCCAUAUCAUGGAAAUAGUGGACACGGCUUAAUCUUUUUACACUCUAAUUCUUAUUUUUUAACCGGGAUAAUGUCUCUAAUAAAUAUACACAAUAACUAUACAGUCCAUGGUUUUACUGAUAUUAAAUACCAUGUUCAGUGGAUUCGUGAGAUUUUAAACAAACAUCUCACAAUGAAUUCGUGUGUUUUACCAGUUAUUGAAGGAGUUUUAUAUUCUUAUGAAGGUUUUAAUGACAUUUUACCUCACGGGACAUUAAUUAAUCAUCAUCUUACUGUUAUUGAGAAUUGUGAACAUGGAUAUCAUAAGGCUUAUCCCAAAGCUUUUAGGUACUGUCUCGGAAAAGGAAAAUGGUUAUCGAAUUCUGAUCAAUUGUGUUUCAAAAUGUGUCCACCGCUUGAAUCAGAUAGUUUAGAUUUUAAAUGUAGUUUUAAUGGUAAGUAUGCUAAUUGUUCAAAUUUAUCGAUACCUGAUACAAUAGCAACACCAUCAUGUAAAGCAACGUAUAUUGCACCGAAUGGACAAGAAGACACUCCGCUAGAAUUACGUUGUAAGUCUAAUGGGAUGUGGAACAAACAGCUAUAUAAAUGCAAUCCAUAUUGCGGUAGAACAUAUGUAAAAAGCGAAGUAUUGAUCGAAAAUGGUGAAAAAGCACUUGUUGGAACUGCACCUUGGAAUGUUGGAAUAUAUCGAUUCAACCGAAAAAAUUCCAUUCAUGAAAUUAUAUGUGGAGGAACAGUUAUUGCUCCAAAUUUAGUCAUUUCUGCUGCUCAUUGUUUUUGGAAUAUACAUAUGUCAUCUAAGAUAAUAUCGAUAAAAGAUGGUCUAUACAAAAUUGCUGUUGGAAAAUAUGAUAGAAAUUUUACAAUAAUUGACAAUGAAUUUACUCAAAUAUUGAAUAUAGAAAUGAUUUACGUGCACGAAGGUUAUUACGGAUCUUCUUCAUUUUAUGCUGAUGAUAUAGCUAUUAUUGUGUUAACAAACAGACUUUCUUUUAGUAAUGGUGUUGCUCCUAUUUGUAUCGAUUGGAAUGAUAAAUACAAUGUGGUAAAUGGAGAUGAUGGAAAGGUUGUUGGUUGGGGAAGAACGGAAAAAGGCAUUCCAAGUCCCAUUUUAUUAGAAGCAUCUUUACCAUAUAUCAAUCAUAGUACUUGCCGGAAAAUGUUUACAGGCGGAUUUGAACGAUUUGUGACUAUUGAUAAGUUUUGUGCCGGUUCUUCAGUGGUUUCAGGACAAUCGGUGGGUCAGGGAGAUAGCGGCGCUGGAUUAUGUUUUUUCCACUAUGAUUCUUAUUAUUUAACCGGAGUAGUGAGUGUCAAGGAUCCAGAUUCAAAUAAAUAUAUCGCAGUUUUUACAGAAAUUAAGUAUCAUAUUCAAUGGAUUCGUGGACUGUAUACAAGAUAUAACUAAGUUCAAUAAUAUUAUUGUACCUAAUUUUAUUAAAAUAAUGUAAUACAAUAUUCUGUUAUGAAAACACACUUAGCGACUCCGCAAUAAAUAAAAAUAACGAGACUAAAUAAUUUUGGCUCAAAAUUAUAAUAUUCUUUAUUUAA
This is a messenger RNA of Acyrthosiphon pisum (pea aphid), 2112 nucleotides long. RefSeq names its product coagulation factor X-like. The record is from RefSeq and is a predicted model, not a curated record. The coding region runs from base 215 to 1969 and encodes 584 amino acids. Gene Ontology annotation, biological process: proteolysis. Gene Ontology annotation, molecular function: serine-type endopeptidase activity. NCBI's taxonomy places the organism in Eukaryota, Metazoa, Arthropoda, Insecta, Hemiptera, Aphididae. The transcript is spliced from 12 exons.